UGCAUUCUCUGUGAGUUUACAUUUUUCUGCCUUCCUCCCUCCCUCUUUCACGUCAUCCUGACGCCCUCUCACCCUGUUUUCUCCGUCUGACUCCUCUUCUUCCUCGCUGUCAUGCCCUGUUUCUGUCUCUCUUGAGCACGCUCACUCAUUUCUUGCUUUCUCUCUCUUGCAUUUUCUCUCUCUCACCCCAGCUCCCCGGCCCGGUGGCUGCUGCCCCGACCCCAUGCUGCCCCCUGCCCUGUGCAACACUUUCCACCAGUGUCCGGGGACUGGGUGACCCAACUUGGUGGUUCCAGUGGCGUCUGUCAGAGGGGCCUUAGGGUCACAGCGUUUCCUCCCAGGAGUGACGGGGCAGUGACAUGCUGUUUCCUCACUUCUGCAAUUUCCACAAAGCGCAGAGCCUGGGUCUGCACACAGAGAAGCUCAGAUUCCCCCAGCUGUAGCCGCUGUUCCUCGUCCAGGCACAGACGAGCAGGACAGUGACCAACGGCCUUUUCCAGGCCAGAGCGAUGGAGAAGAAUGAUCACCCUCGUGUGGACUCUGAGUUCCGAUACACCCUCUUCCCGAUUUUUUACAGCAUCAUCUUUGUGCUGGGGGUCAUCGCGAACGGCUACGUGCUGUGGGUCUUCGUCCACCUCUACCCUUCCAAGAAACUCAAUGAGAUAAAGAUCUUCAUGGUGAACCUCACCAUGGCUGACCUGCUCUUCCUGGUCACCCUGCCCCUGUGGAUCAUCUACUACCACCACCAGGGUGACUGGAUUCUUCCCAACUACCUGUGCAAUCUGGCUGGCUGCUUCUUCUUCAUUAACACCUACUGCUCGGUGGCUUUCCUGGCCGUCAUCACUUACAACCGCUACCAGGCGGUGACGCAGCCCAUCAAGACCGCUCAGGCCACCACCCGCAAGCGUGGCAUCUGUUUGUCCCUGGUCAUCUGGGUGUCCAUUGUGGCCGCUGCAGCCUACUUCUUCGUUCUGGACUCCACCAACGUCGUGCCCAACAAGACCGGCACAGGCAACAUCACCCGCUGCUUUGAACAUUAUGAACAGGGCAGCAUCCCAGUCCUCAUCGUUCACGUCUUCCUCGUGUUCGGCUUUCUCCUUGUCUUCCUCCUCAUCCUCUUCUGCAACCUGGUCAUCAUCCGCACGCUGCUCACGCAGCCCAUGCCGAUGCAGCGCAACGCGGAGGUCAAGCACCGGGCGCUGUGGAUGGUCUGCACGGUCCUGGCUGUGUUCAUCAUCUGCUUUGUGCCUCACCACAUGGUGCAGCUGCCCUGGACCCUGGCCGAGCUGGGCUACCAGAAAGAAUUCCACCAGUCUAUUAAUGAUGCGCACCAGGUCACCCUCUGCCUCCUCAGCACCAACUGUGUCUUAGACCCCGUCAUCUACUGUUUCCUCACCAAGAAGUUCCGCAAGCACUUCACGGAGAGGUUCCACAGCAUGCGCAGCAGCAGGAAGUGCCCCCUGGCCACCAUGGAGACGGGCACCGAGGUGGUCUUGCCGCUCAACCACGUCCCUGCCAAUUCCCUCAAAAAUUAGCCAGCCCAGAGACAUGGACAUCGUGACUGACACGGGGGAAGAAGGGAUAUUUGCUGCGGCCUGGGCACCUCUUCCCUGGGCACCUGGCGGCCCAUUAGAUACGGGAGCCACCUCCCCAAGGUGGGGACGGUAAAGAGCCAGACUGCUGAAAAUCCCGAACUGGAAUGAGUCCCUUGAGCCGCCUUUGGGCCCCUGCCAUAGUAACCCUGGCUGGUGACCUCCUCCGGGUGCCUGCAUCUGAGAGCUCUGGGAAAAAAGUCAGAGCUGGGGCAGGACUUGGGGGCUGAGCCGCCCAGUUCACCCUACAGGACAGCAGCGCAACCCGGUGUGGGCAACCACUCCCUUUAUCACUGGAAAGGCAGGGAAAGGGGUUUCGGGAAAGAGACACUCUCCUGGUGACCUGACGGUAUCUCUGGGACAGAAUUCUGAGAGAAGACGGUGCCGCCCUGUCUCCACCCACAGGCCCAAGGUCUUUAUCGCCCUUCUUAGGGAAGUAGCUGGGUGGAAACUUCUCCCAACUCACCCAACAACAUGCUGAAUGGUGACCAGAGAAGAAAAAAUGUGCAGAGACCAAACUCUGGGAUGGGGAGCUUGUUUCCUGAGGCACAUGUGUCUCCCUACAGAGGCCUCGUUUCAGGCCCGGAUUGGCUCUGGAGCCGUGGGAAGGACAGGAUCGCCAAAUCCAUCUGUCUGUCUCAGUGACGGACCCCCGAGGAAGUACCUGCUGUGGGGCAACCACCUGCUGUAGGAGGGCAAAAGCCUCUCAAGGCGGAACUCUGGCCACCCAGCGUGCCGAGCUGCCCGGAGGCUUCCACACAAACAGGAGCUUUGGCUGGGAAGUGCCUGCGUGUGGGAGGGGCCCUGGCCAGGAAGGAGCCUGCCAGUCUCCCUUCCUCGAUUUCUAGGGGACCCCUCCUAAUUGAGUGUCUAGGAGGUGGGAGGAGCAGUUAGGGUCCCCAGGGCCAGCAGGCACCUUGAUUUUCGGGGUGUAUCCAAACGGGCCUCCUCUUGCACCCUGAGCUGAGUACCUGCAGUACGAAUCUGGCAGCCUUAGACCCAGGACUUGGAAGAGCCUUCUCUGGUUUCCUGAGCCUUGUGGACCUUCUAAGAAAUCUUCCCUUUCCAAUAGUUUUCCCAUAAAGUUGGGAUCCUUGUAUUUUGUCUACUGGGCAAGCACUGGAUUGAUGAUUUUGAUAACUGCCUCCCCGUGGGCCAGGAAACCCCUCGUGUUCGCAAUGGUGGCUGUGAGCCUGACUUAGCUGAUGGUGACCAGGUUGAUAGUGCAGCUGACUAGAGCUUUGGUGUCACAUAGACCCAGGUUCAAGUCUUGCCUUUGUCACUUCCUGCUGAGGGACUGGGAACUGAAUUUCCUACCUUAUGGGGUUGUUCUGAGCAGUGAAUUAAGUUGCUGAGGCAGAUACCUCUUGCAGAUGCUCAUCCCAGAUUCUCCCUUCUUCUGAAAAUUUGGUCCCCUCAAUCCUCCUAUAGGAGUUGAAUGGAUGAAAGGUGAGCUAGUCAAAUUCUCUCAGGAACAAGUAGCAAGAUUUAGGGAUGUUCUUUCAGGCUCCGCAGAUCCCUCACCCAAAGAGAGGAAACUGGAGCUGUGAGUAUGUGCGUCUACAUGUGUGUGUCUGUGCCUCUGUGCCGGGGUUGGGACGGUGGCGGCAGGCAGCCCCCUACACGCGUGUACUGGAGAAGGAGAUGCGCAGAGCAGAGAGGAGACCAGAGGGAGACCCCGAAGCCCGGAGGGGGUGGCGGUGUUACCAGGGACCCGCGGCUCUCCGCCUCCUCCAGGCCAAGCCCUUCGGAGGCACAGCUGCACUUUUUCCUUUGGAGCCUGUGAGAGUUCUUGGCUAGGGUGUCUUCUCUUAUUUUGCUGAAGCUGAUUUAUCUAUUACUUGCAACCAAAAGUGCUUGGAAUGAGGUGAACACUUAUACGCUAAAGCACAGUGUUUCUUGAAUGUCAGGGUUCAUGUGCCCACUUUGCAACUUUUGCAAUAGCUAUGUACCAGCAGUAUGUUUGCUUAAUAAACAUUUUUCUUUAAAUCGGGUCACUUUUUAAAACUUAAAUUAUUCAAAAGGAUGUUUUAUUACUAAAUUGUGAACAAAAACGAAUGCCACCUGCCACACACAGAAGGUAAACUUCAAGCGUAAUUAUUAAAAUUAAAAUAUUCUUGGUGUCCUGUCUAAAGUCACCUCAUAUGCCCCCAGGGACUUGCAUAGUGCACCCCAGGAAACACUGCUGUACUGUGUGUGAAGUGCAAGGGGUCUGUAUUCAGUAAGUGCUCAAUUAAGAGUAAGUCGACAAUCUAACUCCCUCGCUUCUUCCAGAAUGCUACCUCAACACACAGGACAGGGUCUUGCUCCUACCCGGGACCCAUGGAGGAGUGUUUCAGUCUGGCCCAUGCUGGUCUCUGUACCACCUGAAUACAGCCACAUUUACUCCCCUUGUGCUCUCCACUUGUUCGUGACCUCAGAUGCUCUCUCUUCUUUUUGCCCAGAAUAUUCCUUAUAGACAACCUUCCCGAAGGCCUCCAGGCAGGGUCAUUGCCUUUCUCCUAGCAGCAUUUUAGGGCCGGAAGGGUCUAACUUGUCUGUACCUUAAUUACUUCGGUCAUUGAAGUUUAUGCAUUUCAAUGUCCGCCUUCUCUUUCCUGGGGCAGGAACUGAAUCUUUCUCACCAAUGUAUCGGCAAAAGGCCUGGAACUGAGAUCAGUCUGGCUCCAAGGCUCACUGCUUUCCCAGGGUGUAGCAUCAACAGACAUAUUGACAUUUAUACACAUUUAUUUUGAAAGGGUUUGAGGGACUCUUCAGGGACAAGUAGAAAAGGAAUUUAAUAAUACAGGUCCUUCUAAAGUUCUAUGUUCAUAGUUAAAGGAAGAUGUCAGGGAUUUUCAGAGGAUCAGAAUGUUUUGGAGCUGGAUGGGUCCAAUCCGUUUAUCUUACUGAGGGGAACAUGGGACUCAGAACGGCCAAGUGAUUGUAGAAAUUACACAGCGCUGAGCUGCAGCAAACGCAGAAUUGGUUGCUAAGCUCUGUGUCUCAUUUCUCGCAAUGGUGACAGGGAUGAUAGGAAAAGCUGGUUUGUAAUUAUUUCGAAGAACAAAAUCACCACUCAGGACUUCCAACCAUCUCGUAAGUCAGCUUUCCCCUCAGGGUGUCCCCCAGUGAUCUCAGCUGGGGAACGUUGGCACAUGCAAGACCUGCCCCACCCGGAAAGAUGAGGAAUAGACUUGAGAGUGCUAAGUUUAGGUGUCGGGGGAAAACCCCAAAAGCCUAAAUUCAGGAAUGAUUCCCAAGAACUGACACGUAGUCUUAUUCAAAUUCCUAAGAAUUUAACAGGAGAAACUCCAUACAUGGGCAAAGCAGCUAUCUGCUCCCAGUGGUGGCCGGUUGGGAAAAAAAUCCACACUCUUCCAGAACAGGGUCUCUUUUUCAUAGGGGAUUAAUAGUAAAAACACAUGGUGGGUAGUCAUGCAGACCACCAGAAAGAACAAUGCAUUUCUAAGUUAACAAAUAACAUCAGGCAGUUAUCCACACUCUGUGCAUUCACUAGCCUCCUGCCUGAGGGCAUGACAUUUAUUUUGGGGCAGCAUUCCAGUUUUCUGGGUAAUCAGUCAAGACUGAAGCAACAGAACGUUAAACAGUCACAGAAGUUUAAACAGAGCCCUGGCUGUUUAAACAGAACCCUGGUAUAGCUCAGUGGAUUGAGCACGGGCCUGUGAAGCAAAGGGUCACUGGUUUGAUUCUCAGUCAGGGCACAUGCCUGGGUUGCUGGCCAGGUCCCCAGUGGGGAACACAUGAAAGACAACCACACAUUGAUGUUUCUCUCCCCCUCUCUUUUCUUCCCUUCCCCUCUCUUUAAAAGUAAAUAAAUAAAAUAUUAAAAAAACAAACAAACAGAGAGUCCAGCAUUUCCCAGACAUCUUUACCAUUGGAGCCACAUUACAUCUCUGACUUCCCCUGUAGUUGGUCACGGGUGACUAGAACUGGGCAUGUUCAUGCUGCUUUUUACUCAUCUAUGGUAUAUCUGUGCUUGAGACCUGUGGCUACAAAUAGGUACAAUAAAAUCUUCUUGUAAAAUAUAACUGGUUUUGUGUAGACUUGUAUUUUUGUAAUACUAAUUAUGUUUCCCCUGACAUUCUGCCAGCAAACCAUCUCCCCACUUACCCAAUCAUUCAUUCAUCAGUCCAUCCAUCCAUCCAUCCAUCCAUCCAUCCAUCCAUCCAUCCAGGUAUCCAACAAACACCUAUGGAGUACGUAUUUUGACC
Molecule: messenger RNA, 5806 nt
Organism: Artibeus jamaicensis (Jamaican fruit-eating bat)
Lineage: Eukaryota; Metazoa; Chordata; Mammalia; Chiroptera; Phyllostomidae
Gene: PTAFR
Product: platelet activating factor receptor
Exons: 2
Coding region: 510-1535 (341 amino acids)
Biological process (GO): chemotaxis; G protein-coupled receptor signaling pathway
Cellular component (GO): membrane
Molecular function (GO): G protein-coupled purinergic nucleotide receptor activity; platelet activating factor receptor activity
Source: RefSeq, a predicted model, not a curated record